AAUUUUGACAUUUAGUCGGUUUAAUUCCGUCUGCUGUUUGUUUCCGGUCGGACCGAUAAUAAAGUAACACCACCGUGUGUCUCUCAAACAUCCUCCGUGUCCUGCUGGAUUAUGAAAGCAUGACUAGUGGCCACAUUAAAACUGCGCCAGCGGAUAUAAACCGGAUGGCCCCGGGUGGAUGGCUUAUCUAGGACCUCGGCUGGGCCCGUCUCGCAUCUUCCUGCCCGCUGUGUCCGUGUUCAGACUCCUCGGUUCGGUCGGGAUGGACGACAUGGGUCUGGCGGUGAGUCGUUCCCCGCUGGAGCGACUCGACUUCGACAACGUCGCCCUGAAGAAACUCCCGCUGGACUCGUCGGACGAGCCCGGGGUUCGGCAGGUGAAGGGAGCGUGUUUCACCCGGGUCAAGCCGACACCGCUCACCAAGCCCCGGUUCGUGGCGGUGUCGCAUGAAGCCCUGGCGCUGCUGGGUCUCGACGGAGAGGAGGUCCUGAACGACGACCCGCUCGGGCCGGAGUACCUGAGCGGAUCCAAAGUCAUGCCCGGAUCCGAGCCCGCAGCUCACUGCUACUGCGGCCACCAGUUCGGCCAGUUCGCCGGGCAGCUGGGCGACGGGGCCGCCUGCUACCUCGGGGAGGUGAAGGUGCCACCGGGCCAAGACCCGGUUCUGCUGCGGGAGAACCCGAGCGGCCGCUGGGAGAUCCAGGUGAAAGGAGCCGGACUGACUCCUUACUCCAGACAAGCGGAUGGCCGUAAGGUUCUGCGCUCCAGCAUCAGAGAGUUCCUGUGCAGCGAGGUGAUGUUCUUCCUGGGCGUUCCCACCACCAGAGCCGGCUCCAUCGUGACCUCUGACAGCAGAGUCGUACGGGACGUGUACUACAGCGGGCACCCGCGCAAUGAGCGAUGCUCCGUGGUUCUCCGCAUCGCCCCCACGUUCCUCAGGUUUGGAUCCUUUGAGAUCUUCAAGCAGCCCGACGAGUUCACGGGCCGCCGGGGGCCCAGCUGCGGGCGUGACGAGAUCCGCGGGCAGAUGAUGGAUUAUGUCAUCGAGAUGUUUUACCCCGAGAUCCAGCAGAAUUACCCCGACAGGGUGGAGAGGAACGUGGCUUUCUUCAGAGAGGUGAUGGUCCGUACGGCUCGGCUCGUGGCUCAGUGGCAGUGUGUUGGGUUCUGCCAUGGAGUCCUGAACACAGACAACAUGAGCAUCCUGGGACUCACGCUGGACUACGGUCCGUAUGGUUUUAUGGACAGGUUUGAUCCAGAUUUUAUUUGCAACGCCUCCGACAACUCCGGCCGAUACUCCUACAAGGCCCAGCCGGCCAUCUGCAGGUGGAACCUGGUGAAGCUCGCGGAGGCUCUGGAUCCAGAGCUGCCGCCGGACCGGGCCGAGGCCGUCAUGGACGAGUACCUGGAUCUGUAUAACAGCUUCUACCUGGACAACAUGAGGAAGAAACUGGGCUUACUGACGAAGAACGAGCCAGAGGACGAGAUGCUGAUCACAGAGCUGCUGCAGACCAUGCACAACACAGGCGCCGACUUCACCAACACCUUCCGCAGCUUGAGUCAGAUUUCGUGUCCCAGCGAGGGCGAGACAGAAGAGGACGUCGUCAGGAAGGCCUCCGACCUCCUGCUGGAGCAGUGCGCCUCCUUGGCGGAGCUCAAGGCCGCCAACAAACCCAGUAUGGAUCCACGGGAGCUGGCCAUGCUGCUCUCGAUGGCUCAGAGCAACCCAGCGCUGUUCCAGAUGAUCUCAGACAGGGCGACAGUUGCGAGGCAGUUGGACAGACUAAGCAAACUGAGAGACCUGAUGGAGACGAGCCAGGAGGAGCUGAAGACCAAGCAGGCGGAGGACUGGAGCCGCUGGAUCACAUGCUAUAGGAAGCGUCUGGCUCGGGAGCUGGAAGGCCAGAGCGACAUGGCGGCUGUGCAGGAGGAGAGGGUGAGGGUGAUGGACAGCACCAACCCUCGCGUCAUACUCAGGAACUACAUCGCCCAGAAUGCGAUUGAGGCCGCCGAGAACGGAGACUUCUCCGAGGUCCAGCGAGUCCUCAAGGUUCUGGAGAAGCCUUUCUCCUCGCAGCCCGGUCUGGAGUUUCCCGCGUGGGUCGGCGGAGGCGAGCAGGGAGAAAGGGACGAGGGAGAGGAGCACCAGCAGGAGGCGGCCUCCACGUCCACAUCUGCAGCCAGAGAUCCUGUUCCCUACCACAGCAAGCCCCCGGCCUGGGCUAAUGAAAUCUGUGUCACAUGAUCUUCGUAAUGACUUCCUUGAUUAUCAGCCCUCCUGCCCAGAGCGACACGAGAGUCUACUGCUCGUACCUUUUUGUGUCUCUUCCAGUCACUGCAGAGCUCUGUGUCACUUUGGCAGGCGGCGUCAGGGAAGUCAGCCGAGGCUCGACACCACCACAGGCUAGAUAGGUGAACCAAAGCAGACAGGAAGUGAGACGGUGAGACGCGAGGUGAUGUUUCCAUUCUGGUGGCUCUCACAAGCUGCGUGACAUUUUCCAGGAAAUGACUUCAAGGCAGCGAUUUAAUUUGAGGAAUCUUUUAGAUGGGGGGGCGUCGAGAAAGGUCACCUGUAAAUUGGUGGUGACUUUUUGGUGAAGGUGGAACUUUUCUGGAUGCACUGAAAAGAAAAAUGAGGCAGAAAGAUUUAACGAAGGGCCCCCAGAGCUUAUUCCCUGUCUGCUUUGUGUCCAUCCAGCUAUUAAUGACGACUCAGACAACAAGUCCUACAGCGACCCGUCUGACUCUGACAAACUGUGGCUGUCACCUCAAUAUAUACCAAAUAAAAUGAUCUGUGUGUGUGUGUGUGUGUGUGUGUGUGAGAGAGAGAGAAUGAUGGAUGAUGAUGAUUUGAGCCGUGUGAGUGUGUGUGGGUGAAAGUGAAACUCGAUGCUGUAAGCCGCAGUAGAUAAACACGCACAAUAUAUUCUUCUUUAAUAGAAAAACUGAGUCUUUUGCCACUUCCACAGCUCCACUUUCUGUCCACACAGCCACAAACAUGUUCUGCUCUCUGACAGCAGGCGCUGAACUGAAGCUGCAGCCGAGUGUGGGAAGGGGAAAAAAAAAAAAAUGGGAACUGCAGUCUGCAUGUAGCUGCAGGCACGUUUGAGAACCAUGCAAACAGUUCAGGAGGAAGUUUGGUGUUGGUUUGUGCCACAGAUGUGAUGCAAGAAAGGGAAAAAACCUCCACCGCCAUUCAUGAAGUCGAUCAUGAGCUGCACUGUUUGAUCAAGUUGGACAGAAGUGGACAUGAGAUGAGUUAUCAAGAGUUUUUAUUUUUCUUUGAUUAAUAUGAAAUAUAUAUAUAUAUAUAAUUGUGUUUCCCUCAGCUGAAGCUUCAUCCUAAUAAACUGAGCAGUCAGAA
This is a messenger RNA of Acanthopagrus latus (yellowfin seabream), 3364 nucleotides long. RefSeq names its product selenoprotein O1 (gene selenoo1). NCBI's taxonomy places the organism in Eukaryota, Metazoa, Chordata, Actinopteri, Spariformes, Sparidae. The transcript is spliced from 9 exons. The record is from RefSeq and is a predicted model, not a curated record.